CUAACUCACCUUCUUUCUAAUUAAAUUUCUUUUUCUCUCUGAAAGCUAAACUCACCUUCUUUCUAAUUAAAUUUCUUUUUCUCUCUGAAAGCCAAACAUAUUUCCAGUACUUCUCUCAUGCCUUGCUCCAUUUAAACACAUACCCCUCCACACAUCAAUCCAAUUUUGUUUUCUUUCCCAGGCAGACCGAACUGAUCAAUGUUUCUACUUCUCCUCCUCCAACCUUUUUCUACUUCCCCAAACAGUAUAAUGGGUUUUGUUGAUUUGUUGUAUUGUGGUGGGUGUUUUCUUCCUCAUACCUCUCUUCUCCGUUUUGGAACUGUGAAAAUGCUGAAAGUGCCAGAGCACCAGGUGGCGGGUCACAUGGCAAAGAACGACGUUCUGGGUCUGCUGGUGGACGAUUCUGGAAAGUUCUACACGCCACUACAGGAACACGACAGGGGCUCCGCCGAGCUCUCCUUCUACACCUCCCUCGCCGUCCCACCCUCCAUCCGCCCCUUCUUCCUGGCAUUCCAUGGCACCGUCGUCGUCCCCGCCUCCGACGGCUCCGGCCCCCACACCCACCUUCUCCUCCAGGACCUCAUCGCCCCCUACACCAAACCCUCCGUCAUGGACGUCAAAAUCGGCUCCCGAACCUGCCACUAAGUCAGGGUCCUCGCUCUCCGUCGAGCUCUCUCCACCACCAUCGCGUGGUCGCCACUGUCGAGCUUGCCGCCGGCGUUGCCUAGGGCCAAUGGCGCUUCCUAGAGCCGGUGGUGCUGCUCCCCUCUUCUUUUUCUGUGAGAUAUGUCUUCCCUCCAACUUGGGGCAUGUCGUUGUGCCUUCCACCUUGGAACAAGCCACCACCAGAGGUUCUGUCAACGCCUCCGUUGGCGCCCCUAGUCGCCACCCAUGGCCACCACCGGGCUUGCAAAUGGAGUAGGUGUUGGCGACAUCGUCUCCCUUCAUCUCUUAUCUCUGCUAUGAUUAGUGUUGGCAAUGAAGAUGGCAAGGCUUAGGGUUUAUUGUUCUGCUUUUGGGUUCGUCCAAAAUUGAAUGUCACGUCAAACAUACACUAACGCCACAAUUUAACAAAAAGGAUUAAUUGUUACAAUUUUCAUAAAUUUAGGACUCAAUUCAGAUUUUCAUAAACAACGAGGACUGUAAGACCUUGGAAAUUUAACUCAAAAACCCACCUGUCAAAUCUCAUUAAUUACUCCCCAAAAACCCUGCUCAGUGCUUUAAAAACGCACUCACAAACUCUGACGCACAAUUGCCAAGUUUCAAAGUGGAACAUUCUGAAGUCAGUAGUGGAAGAAAGGUGUCCGUAUGAGAGUGCACGUUCGUUUUUGCCUUUGGAAGAAAAAUGAUUUUCUGAAACACUUCUUCCCACUCUCUGCAUGCACCCUUCUUCCUCCUGAGAAAACUGAGUUUUCAUUUCCUCCUCCUUCUCUCUAGAAAACCUUUCCCUUCUCUCUACUGUAACUCACUCUUCUCUGCUCCAAC
Molecule: messenger RNA, 1485 nt
Organism: Vigna angularis (adzuki bean)
Lineage: Eukaryota; Viridiplantae; Streptophyta; Magnoliopsida; Fabales; Fabaceae
Product: inositol polyphosphate multikinase beta-like
Exons: 1
Coding region: 199-645 (148 amino acids)
Biological process (GO): inositol phosphate biosynthetic process
Cellular component (GO): nucleus; cytoplasm
Molecular function (GO): inositol-1,4,5-trisphosphate 3-kinase activity; inositol tetrakisphosphate kinase activity
Source: RefSeq, a predicted model, not a curated record